Lymnaea stagnalis (great pond snail) is the source of this 1806-nucleotide messenger RNA. The record is from the annotation of a GenBank genome assembly. Lineage: Eukaryota; Metazoa; Mollusca; Gastropoda; Lymnaeidae.
AUGCGACCGGUUUGGCAAGUGGAUACAGUUUCAACGCAACUGAAGCACUUGGAGGCACAUAAAGAUCACUUGAUUUCUCUGGUUGAUCAGAUUGACAUUGUAAAUAUAUACGUAACUAAAUUAUAUAUUAGCGUGUGUUAUUGUGGGUUCAUUUUUUUUUUAAAUAAUUUUUAUUGAACAGUAGGCUUACAUAAUAACUUAAAGUCUUUUUUGGAAAUAAUUAAAAAAUAAAAAAUAAAUAAAAUUUUAAAAAACAACAACAUUAAUAGUCCUUAUUUGAGAUUUCGAAGUGUCCCUUUAUGAAUCAUUAAUGAUACAUUAAACAUGCAUCAUAAUAAAUGAACUAAAAUUGCACAAAUUAAAUUAUUAUUAGGCCUACUAUUUUAUAGAUUUUGUAGCGUCAUGACUUCAGACAAAACAUACAUAUAGCGAAUAAAAUAAAGAACUAAACAAAAAUACAUUUAAGGAACAAAAGUGAAAAUGAAAAUUAUAAUUAUGUCUAUAUGAUUGUGUAACACAUAUGCUCUGACAUCAUUAUCAUUGUAACUUAUGGCGUGAGAUCUUAUUUCUUAUGCUGUGGGUUAUGUCAGUAGCAUGGUUACUUGUUUUAAGAUAGUAAUUCAGGAUGCCGGUUAAGACUUCUUCAUUUUCCACUUAUUUUCCAGGCACGCAAAGAAGGAUACUCAAUUCUGAUUUAACUUACAUUACUUUAUUGAAUCACAUUUGACACUGAUAAUAAUAAUAAUCCUUGCAUGAAUGUAAUAAUUUCACAUAUAUAUAUUAUAGUAUUCCACCAUUCAGAAAGACACGUCCUCACUCUUCUACAACUCAGCUCAACUGUCUAAAAAACUCAACUCUACUGCUCUCCCUAUCUCAGUCAACUCAUACUUUUUAUUCCCAGCAAAGCGUGGAAAACGACCGCUCUGACAAAACAUAAUUUACUCUCCAUGAAAAGUGGAGCUCACAUUUUCUACUCAAAAUACAAUUCACUCUCUCGUGGAAAAACAUGGUCAACACAAUUCACUGUUCACUCAUGCUACCUCUCUGUUUUCAUUGCGAAAACAUAGUCUGUUACAGAUUGUUUAGAUAGUUCGGCUAUAAAAGACUAUUUAUAUUCCAUGGUUUAGGUUAUUCAUGACACCAAAGUCUGGAUUGAUGGCGGAGGAAACAAGACAAGUAGCUUCAUAGAGAUGUGCUCACUUAUUGAAUGCACAUUCAGGGAUGUCUCAACAAAAUGUUUAGAAUUCUAUCGUAAUAUUACAGCUUUGAAGUCAAUUAAUAUUAAACCACUAAAACAUCUUAUAACAAGCAAAAUACAUAAAGAUUUCUCUAUAAAAGAGUAAAUCUAUUUGCGUUUCAAAUGAAAAAUUAAAAAUGUCUUAAUAUUGCUUUCUUUUCCCCCAUGUUUUCUUACGUUUUAAUACACAUUUGAAGAAAUUUUAAUAUUCACAAACAAACUUUUAUUUAUAUUUAAUAUAAGUUUUAAAAAAACAAAGUACGUAUUUUCUUUGCAUAAACAAAAAAAAAAACAAAAAAAAAUGGCUUCUUAGUCAAUCAAAAUUUUUUAAAAAAAUAAAAAAAGUUUUUCUUGUUUCAAGUAAUACAAAAGCUCGUAAUAUGAGUAAGCGUGAUUUUACUUAUAAAUAUGCUGAAUUCAUGUAUAUGUAUUUACUACUUAUUUCUCAAGGAGAUCAGCAGUAUGAUACGGCAGCAUCAGAAGAUGGCAAAGCAUGCGGUCAUCAAAAUUUAGCAGAAACUGAACCAGAGCAACAACCUUGUUCAAAAAUGUCAGGUACAAAGUUUUAA